Messenger RNA from Rana temporaria (common frog), 1777 nucleotides. It is a transcript of the gene CPTP, whose product is annotated as ceramide-1-phosphate transfer protein. The transcript is spliced from 3 exons. Bases 126 to 773 code for a protein of 215 amino acids. Gene Ontology annotation, biological process: intermembrane lipid transfer; ceramide transport. The record is from RefSeq and is a predicted model, not a curated record. Gene Ontology annotation, molecular function: ceramide 1-phosphate transfer activity; ceramide 1-phosphate binding. NCBI's taxonomy places the organism in Eukaryota, Metazoa, Chordata, Amphibia, Anura, Ranidae. Gene Ontology annotation, cellular component: cytosol; membrane; cytoplasm.
GUGGUGGAUGAGAUCGGAGAGAGGUGAGUUGGAAAGUGAGCUGUCAUGGGUGCACGGGACAGAGAAGUGCGGUGAUCAGAUUGGGGAGGUCAGCUGAGGAUCAGAUUUAGUAAGAUCAGUUUAUCAUGUCCAGCACAGAGGAGAAGUUCUCACUGCGAGAGGUCCUGGUCAGCUUCAAAUCCUGCUUAGUGGAUGAUGAUCAAGACGUCCUAUUAGAACAUUAUCUGAAUGGAUGGAAGGGAUUGGUGAGGUUUAUGAACAGUCUGGGAACUGUGUUUUCAUUUGUCUCCAAAGAUGCUGUAAGCAAAAUCCAGAUAAUGGAAAACUAUCUGGGCGGGGAACACAGAGAACGUUACCGCACCCUCCAGUCCAUGGUGGAAUAUGAGCUCAGCUCUAACCUGGUGGAUCUAAAUAAACGCGGCAGUCACCCAGAAUCAGGCUGCCGCACAAUCCUGCGACUGCACCGGGCCUUGCGCUGGCUCCAACUCUUUUUGGAGAAGCUAAGAACCAGCACGGAAGACAGCAAGACCUCCACCCUGUGCGCAGAGGCCUACAAUGACUCUUUGGCCAACCAUCACCCUUGGCUUAUACGUAAAACCGCAAAUGUAGCCUUCUUGGUCCUUCCAAAUCGGAACACAUUCUUCGAGGUAUUGAAUGUUGGGACUUCAGAAGAGGUGGUGGACAUGCUUGGAGAAGCUAUGCCAUACGUCUCUAAUGUCUAUGACUUUACUCAGGAACUCUACUCCCAGCAUAACCUCCUUGAGUUACCAUGAGUGAUAAUGAGGUUCUACCCACGUGUCCUGAAUAUUAGUUAUUUAUAAGUUAUUCUACCCUUGGUUUUAAAUGGUGAAGGCUGAAAAUGCACUUCCAUGUAUAGCGACUUUGUGAAUUUGCUGUCACAUUCCGGGCAUUACUGUAUACAGUGUACAGCCCCAACUCCAGUAAGCUUGUAUAUUUUAAAUGACCAUGUUACAGCCCAAAGUAAAUAUUUUUUAAAGUUUGUCUAAAACAGAACCCCUUGUUAGUACUCCCAGGAACAUGAUUUUUUUUUUAAAAGUGGUUUUACCUACAGAUAAGCCUAGAUUAGGGCUUACCUGUAGGUGCUGGAAAUAUCUCCUAAACCUCCACGGUUUAGGAGACGUUUACAACAGAGACGUUUACAACAGAGACGUGCGCCAAUGUCUACAGCGCAUGUACCGUAGACAACAGCGCACUUUACAAACGGCGAUCGUGCCGUUUCUUAAAGAGGUCAUGCCGAUACCCGGAAGUAACUCCAGGACGACAUGUCGCUGGCCGGUGCUGUGUCAGGCACUGCAGCGGGGCCUUCAAUCCCAGGUGAGUAUUACAUAAUGAACUACCCCCAAUCUGCAUUUUUGGUACUUUGUGCCCAUGUGACCUCUGGGCUGAGAAAUGUUAUAUGGGGUAGCCUAGCCAUAUGCAAAUAUUGACUUUUUCAAACAUCAGAUUUUGCAUUUGUUCGUUAAGCUAAGUACACAUAAUCAAAAUACCGUACAAAAAAUACCUCUUUCAAAGUGAUCGUACGAUAAUCUGAUCGUUAGUACACCGCUUUCAUGCCAAAUUAUCGGAAGGGACAAACACAAACAUUUUUCUCAUACUAAUUUAGCUUUAUCAGUAUAGUUUUUGUCCAGAAAUACGAUACAGUACCUUACGUCACUUUCAAAUUUCCAUUCUGUUGUAAGAGAAUUCUCGUACUUUAGUAACCUAUUCGUUUUUGAUAUGGAAACCUAGCAUGCAAUAAAAAUAAAUAAAGGGACAA